CACUUCAGAUCCUCUCUUUGUAAAGUGAAUGUUCAAAUGUCGCUGGUUCUGUUAAGAUAACGAGCAAUCGGAUCUGCCAAAACCAGGCCUAAUGGGAUGGAGAGAGUACAUGACUGAUGAUGCUGAGCAAAACUGAGCACAGAGGCGUAUGCAAGCUCUUAUCCGCGGUGAGGUCGAUGUCUGGGACAGAGUUUCAUACUGACAGGGAGGAGGACUACAGGUUCCUUCACAGCAUGCUGAUGGAGAAAAAGGUUCACCUGCUGUUUAAGAUUCACGAACGGCUGAAGCGUUUUGAGAAGCGAAGCCCCGUUCCCGUCCAGGAGCAUGCAGCGAGUCUGGCCUCAGAGUUGGCAGAAGAGCUGCUCUACCAAGGUUGGAGAGAUGAAGUCCAAGAACUGCUUACACUUAUUUCCAAGCCUCACUUUAAGAGUCUCCUGCAUACACAUGAUUCUGUAGCUCAAAGAGACUUUGAGCCUGCUCUGCCACCCCUACCUGAUGAUGCAAUGGAGGAAGAUGAAGAUUCGGUCAAAAUCGUGAGCCUGGUGAAAACCAAAGAUCCCCUGGGAGCAACAAUUAAGAAAGACAAAUCCUCCGGGGCUAUCGUUGUGGCUAGGGUCAUGAAAGGAGGUUCAGCCGAUAAGAGCGGUCUUAUCCAUGAAGGCGAUGAGUUGAAGGAGGUGAAUGGAGUUUCACUGGAGCACAGGAAGCCAAAAGAAAUCCUACCUCUUCUGGCUUGUUCUGAGGGUGCAGUUAAAUUCAAAAUUAUUCCUGGAUCAACUAAAGAGGACAUGACAUCACGUAUGACAAAGCUGUUUGUGCGGGCUCUGUUUGACUAUGAUCCCACGGAGGAUCCGACCAUCCCGUGUAAGGAUGCGGCAGUGGCCUUCAGGAGAGGCGACGUCCUCCAGGUUGUCAGCACGGAUGAUGACACCUGGUGGCAGGCCUGUCACCUCGGAGACGGCGGCAGUCGAGCGGGCCUCAUCCCUUCAAAGCAGCUGCAUGAAAGAAGAGUUGCAUUACAACGACCCAGAGCCCUGUUCGGGCAUCAGCACUCCAAACCAGCAGAUGACCGGGAAGUUACAGAGGAUGUAGACUACGGCGCUAUAACAGGAAUCCACAUCGCUGGUCUAAGGAGGAGCUUCCGACUCGGACGCAAAAGCAGCAGAGCCAGCAAAACCGCUAAGUUACGGAGGUGGAGCUCCGAGGUCCAUGGCACAAUCUGUCCCCCUACCUACAUAGAGGUGGUACCCUACCAUAAGGAGCCAAAGGACAGACACCGACUCAUUGUCCUGGUCGGGCCCAGCGGGGUUGGCGUGAACGAGCUGAAGAGGAGGCUGGUGAUCUCCGACCCGGACCUCUAUGGCGUCAGUGUGCCGUACACAACACGAGAGAAGAGGAUACGGGAGAAAGAAGGCGUGGAUUAUCAUUUUGUGUCAGUUCAGGCGUUUGAAGAGCUCAUCCUCAACCACAGGUUUGUAGAAUAUGGGCAGUACAGAGGUAACUACUAUGGGUCAAAUCUGGACUCGGUGCAGAGAGUGAUGGCUGAGGGCAAAGUGUGCCUCCUGGAUGUGCACCCAAGUAAUAUAAAGCACGUGUACACUUCUGAAUUCAAACCAUACGUGGUGUUUGUGAAACCCCCAAGGAUCGAGGAGCUUCGCCUCACCAGGCGGAGAGCUAAAUUUGUCUGUGAGGAAGACUGUAAGCAAGUCAGGAUGUUUUCAGAGGAGGAUUUUGAGGACAUGAUUGACCAGGCUGAAAUGUUGGACAGCCAGUACGGUCACCUGUUUGACAAAGUGAUCGUCAAUGGAGACAUCGCCACGGCAUUCAGAGAGCUGAAAGCAGAACUGAAGAAGGUGGACGAGCUGGAGGUCCAGUGGGUUCCUGCGGUAUGGAUGCACUCCACACCAACAAAGGCGUGGAGAAGCUGCAGCAGUUUGACAGGCUGGAUUUGAACGGCGAUCACCUGGAAUUACAUCAAGGCUCCUAUUAAAGCUCGUUUCACCCCGUCUCUUUAAAAGUGACUCACAUUAGGUUUCUGUAUGUUUAAAUACCACAUUUGGGUUUAAUGCAUUUAAACAUUCAUGUCUGUCUUUGUUACUGCUUUUUCAUAACUCCCAGCUUCUCUAGAUUUUUUCACCGCUCAUCUAGUUUGAUCAAAUUCUCCUCCCUCUCCUCAUAAUGCGUUCUCCAGUUCUCUCAGACGUAGUUUCUCUGCUGGCGUUUCGCUGACAUAACUUUCAUUUGCAAAACGAAGAAGAAGGAGAAAAAAAAAAUGAUCCUGCGAAGAGUUUGCGGCUGAGUGUAGUCCUUUGCUGCCAAGCUGCAAACAUCAGCAUGGAAUUAUUCUGACAGCUGCUGCACUUCAAUUAACUGUAAUGCGCACCAGUGAAACAUUAGUAGCAGUCGGUGAGGCUUUUUGCCAACUGUGCGCUGUACAAAAACACACACAAACAUGAAAACAAUCACAGAGCAGAGGCAAAGCAUACCGCGCCUUGCAAAGGUAUCCAUGCUCCUUCAACUUCUUCGUAUUUGCUCAUGUUAGAGCAACGUCGUGCUGCAUGUACACCUGCAUGUACUUUGAAGUGUUUAACAGCUUUGCACAACUAGAAAUGGACAGUUUUAUGUUUUUGCAAAAAAAAAAAAA
This is a messenger RNA of Fundulus heteroclitus (mummichog), 2644 nucleotides long. Its product is annotated as MAGUK p55 subfamily member 7. The record is from RefSeq and is a predicted model, not a curated record. The coding region runs from base 117 to 1952 and encodes 611 amino acids. Gene Ontology annotation, cellular component: plasma membrane; cell-cell junction. Gene Ontology annotation, molecular function: protein binding. NCBI's taxonomy places the organism in Eukaryota, Metazoa, Chordata, Actinopteri, Cyprinodontiformes, Fundulidae. The transcript has 19 exons. Gene Ontology annotation, biological process: protein localization to adherens junction.